CAUGUAUGUACUGUUGGAUCAACUGGGUUUGGUGUCAGCUGGUUACAUGGUGGAUUUAUGAUGAAGGUUCAGUUGACGUGCGCAGUGCUUGAUUUCUGUGUAUGGAUAUUAAAGUGAUGAGGCAUGCUAAGUGGAGGACCGAAAGAAAUAUAUAGAAGAGAUAUGGCGCCUGAGAGAAUUGAGAUUUCUGAUGAAGAUGAUCAAAGCAGUGAUGCAAGUUUCGAAAUUCAAGCUAAAAAUGACUGUUUACUCAGUUCUCAAAAGUGUUUGUUCUUUGACCUGAAUGAGGAAGCAAGUACUGGAGAUGAUGAUCAGGAUGUUUCAUCCAACGAAGGCACCCAAGCCGUCGGCAGCAGAACAUCUCCAGAAGGUAAUUUAAGUUGUAAUAACACAAGUGUUGAAGGAAAAGAACGGACAAUUGCAGUAAGGCAAUAUGUUCGAUCCAAGAUGCCGAGGCUUCGUUGGACUCCUGAUCUCCAUCUAGCAUUCGUCCAUGCUGUUGAGAGGCUCGGCGGACAAGAAAGAGCAACUCCAAAAUUAGUUCUUCAAUUGAUGAAUGUGAGAGCACUUAGCAUUGCCCACGUAAAGAGUCACUUGCAGAUGUAUCGAAGUAAGAAGCUGGACGAGUCAGGCCAAGUUAUCUCUCAAUCAAGUAGAGGAAUGCAAGUAAAAGAUCACAUUCUGGAAGUCUACCGCAAAUUCAAUCCUUAUGGGCACUUAAGACAUGUUGAUGACAACGGAAGCCAUUUUUCUUCUCCACCGGUAUUGAAACAGCAGCCAUAUGAUGAUUUCAACGCAAACUCUUCAAGGUCGAUUUCAUUGUGGAGAGAAAAUUCCGGGAUAGACAACCAUGGGAGCAAUAUAAGAAGCUCACACAUUUUUCAUGUAAGGGAAGCAAGAACAAGAGAUGGGCCUUUUAGACCCAGCCGAUUUCUUGAAGAGAAGAGAUGGCCUCCUUGUCAAUUGAUUGGAAACCACAUGAAGGGUAGGAGACAUUUGCUAAACUUUACUUGGGGUGAUAUCAACAAUGUUCCACAACCUAAUAACUUAGUAUGGAGCGCCAAAGCAAGUACCAUUAACCAACAUCAACCCAAUACAUGCAGUCCAAAGUUCAUCUCUAGUAGCUAUGAACCCUUAUCUCAGCUUGAGGUUCAAAAACUUCAAUGCACAAAUGAAGAAAUGUUUCAACCAAAAGUUGGCCCCAACAUGAAAACGAUGAGACAGAAGACAUGGGUACCAGAUUUACAGUUAAGUUUAAGUCACGAUUUCAGCAAUGGCAGUGUGGUAAAUGAUAGCCAAGAAAGCAGGAAAGAUUUUGAAUCAAUGCUUUCUCUUUCGUUGUCCUCCUCUUCGGCCAGGCAACAAGAACAAUCCACUACACCUACGUCAAGAAUUCGACUCUCGGUUUCAAGGACUUAGGUGUUCUUGAAAAGAAAAAAAGAAAAAAGAAAACAUUAAGAUAUUACCCAAGU
Molecule: messenger RNA, 1472 nt
Organism: Prunus avium (sweet cherry)
Lineage: Eukaryota; Viridiplantae; Streptophyta; Magnoliopsida; Rosales; Rosaceae
Molecular function (GO): DNA binding; DNA-binding transcription factor activity
Source: RefSeq, a predicted model, not a curated record